Molecule: messenger RNA, 2913 nt
Organism: Penicillium coprophilum
Lineage: Eukaryota; Fungi; Ascomycota; Eurotiomycetes; Eurotiales; Aspergillaceae
Product: U3 snoRNA-associated protein UTP13
Exons: 3
Coding region: 1-2913 (970 amino acids)
Biological process (GO): endonucleolytic cleavage in 5'-ETS of tricistronic rRNA transcript (SSU-rRNA, 5.8S rRNA, LSU-rRNA); endonucleolytic cleavage to generate mature 5'-end of SSU-rRNA from (SSU-rRNA, 5.8S rRNA, LSU-rRNA)
Cellular component (GO): nucleolus; 90S preribosome; small-subunit processome
Molecular function (GO): protein binding; U3 snoRNA binding
Source: RefSeq, a predicted model, not a curated record
AUGUCGAAAGCUAUCGUCAAAACCACUUUCGAGGCGUCCCGCACGCUUCGCCCCAUUUACACCGGCGGUAGCACCGCGCUGGAUGCCAGUGGGCGUAUCUUGCUGAGCUGCGUGGGCGAGGAUGCCUUGAUAGUCGAUUUGGAGACUGGUAACCAGCUCGCUAGCCUGGAAGGAGAUGGAGAAAUUGUCACAGGCUUGGCCAUAACGCCUUCUGCUUCACACGCUAUUGUCUGCUCGCGCUCAAUGUCCAUGCGAAUUUACGGGCUCCCAGAUUUCGACGAGACUUCCCAGGCCAUUGAAGCAAAACUCCUCCGAACCCUUAAGCCUCACACAGCUCCCGUUGUGACCAUUGCUGUCGACCCUACUGGCACACUACUCGCCACUGGUGGUGCUGAUGGCUCAAUCAAGGUCUGGGAUAUUAGAGGCGGAUUUGUCACUCACACUUUCCAUGGUCAUGGUGGUGUCAUCUCCGCGCUUUGCUUUUUCGAGGUCCCUUCUGCCGACAGCGACUCCAAGUCAUCUAAGAAGAACAAGUCUGGGCAACAGGCUACGGGAGAUGAUGAAGAUGUGGAGGGCUCUGCCCGUGCAGGUUCUACUGCAGGAUUCCGUUUGGCAUCUGGCAGUGAAGAUGGCAAGAUGCGUGUAUGGGACCUGCACAAGAGAAAGUCCAUCGCGUCGCUCGAGUCACAUGUUUCACUUGUUCGCAGUUUGUCCUUUUCUUCGUCAGAGAACGCAUUAAUUUCGGCCAGCAGAGACAAGACUGUCAUCGUCUGGGAUGCACGUACUUGGAAAACUCGCAGAAUCAUUCCUGUUCUGGAAAGUGUCGAGGCCGCGGCUUUCAUUGCGGAUAGCGGGCUGUGUGUUAUUGGUGGAGAAAAUGGUAAAUUGCGAGUUUGGGACUGCAACCGUGGAAGCGAGAUCACAGAGGAGCAAGAGGCUGGAGAGGAGUUUGAAAGUGUCGUUGCUAUCCAGUAUUCGCCUGGCUUACCUUUCGUCCUCACCGUCCACGCAGACCAGACUCUCCGGAUCCACUCGCUCGAGUCGCUGUCUGAUUAUAAGCCAGGGUCAACUUUGAAGCCAUUGACGGUUAUCCGCCGCAUUUCCGGCAAUGACGACGAGAUUAUUGACUUGGCUUACAUUGGGCCUGACCGAUCGAUGCUUGCUCUGGCCACCAAUACUGAGAGUAUUCGUGUAGUUUCGGUUGCUCCUUCGGAAGAUCGACCAUCAGCUCAGGGAGAGGAGUACUUUGGUGCUGAUGUCACACACCUGGAAGGCCACGACGAUAUCAUCAUUUGCAUUGAUGCAGAUUGGUCAGGACACUGGCUAGCAACUGGUGCUAAAGACAAUACAGCCCGUCUUUGGCGUAUUGACCCGAAGACAUCCUCUUAUACUUGCUUUGCUAUUUUCACUGGUCACGCCGAGUCAUUGGGAGCAAUUGCCCUACCACGCGUCCCACCACCUGUUGGCAGUGCCGCAUAUAACGACCCCGUGAACCACCCGCCAGCAUUCCUAAUUACUGGAUCGCAAGAUCGCACAAUCAAGCGAUGGGAUACAAGCAAGUUAGCCCCUUUGACGGGCGAAAAGCCACACCAUCCUAAGGCAAUCUACACUCGCAAGGCCCACGAAAAAGAUAUUAAUGCCAUUGAUAUUGAUUCUACAUCUGAACUGUUCGCCUCCGCAUCACAAGAUCGCACUGUGAAGAUCUGGGCCGCCGACGAAGGCUCGUCAGUAGGUGUCCUCCGUGGCCAUAAGCGAGGUGUUUGGUCGGUGCGAUUUGCCCCGCAAGGUACACCGAUCAUCAACUCAGAUUCACGUACCAGCACGAGUCGUGGUCUCGCAGUCACAGGCUCCGGUGACAAGACUGUCAAACUGUGGAGUCUGUCUGACUACAGCUGUCUCUUGACUUUCGAGGGUCACACCAACAGUGUUCUCAAAGUCCUCUGGCUCCCACCUCCCCAGGUCUCGAACCAAAUCGACGAGGAUGAGGAUGACGAAGAGGCCGCAACAGCACGCAAAAACGCUAUCCAGGACCGCCCUCUUAUCGCCUCCGCUGCCGCAGAUGGUCUGGUCAAGAUCUGGUCCCCUUAUACGGGCGAGCUCGAGACCACCCUGGACAAUCACAUCGACCGAGUCUGGGCGCUUGCUAGUCCAACCCCAUCAGGCUCGCGCGCAGAUGUGAAGCAAGUUUCUUCGAAGUUCAACACCACUCCCUACGCUAUUGCCUCUGGUUCCGCCGACGCAACAGUGACCUUCUGGACUGAUACCACAUCAUCCACUUACACAGCCGCUGUCAACGCCAGCUCUGCUCGCGUCGAACAGGACCAAGAGCUGCAGAACUACAUCCGCGCCGGUGCCUACCGUGAAGCCAUCACUCUGGCCCUGCAACUCAACCACCCGGGCAGACUGCUCUCGCUCUUCACCUCCGCCAUCAACGCCGCAGACGACCCAACUGUUCCGGCCGAGGACCGCGAGCGUGCUGCAGCCAGUCUGUCCGGUAACCCGUCCAUCGACAAGGUCCUGCAGAACUUGGACCCUGCCAACUUGCGCACUCUUCUACUCCGUCUCCGGGACUGGAACACCAAUGCACGCACCUCGCGCGUGUCACAGCGCAUCCUGUAUGCUCUGUUCCGGUCCUAUCCUGCGUCCACUUUCGUGGAGCUUGCGACCCAGUCCGUUCGCGGAAAGGAGGGUCGUGCCGCGGCUGGUAUGAAGGACAUCCUCCAGGCAUUGGCCGCGUACACCGAAAGACACUACCGCCGAGUUGAGGAGCUGGUUGAUGACAGCUACCUGGUGGAGUGGGUUCUCGGUGAGAUGGAUGGUGGUGUUGGACUCGGUGGACUACGUGAUUUGACGGUGGGUGAUGCCAGUGAGGAGGAAGAGCAUGAGAAGGACGUUAUUAUGUUGGAAGCAUAG